Messenger RNA from Neogale vison (American mink), 606 nucleotides. RefSeq names its product chromosome 7 C19orf81 homolog (gene C7H19orf81). The coding region runs from base 1 to 606 and encodes 201 amino acids. The record is from RefSeq and is a predicted model, not a curated record. The transcript is spliced from 6 exons. NCBI's taxonomy places the organism in Eukaryota, Metazoa, Chordata, Mammalia, Carnivora, Mustelidae.
AUGAGAGAAGAGAGGAUGCAGCAAGAGGUGGAGACCUUGUGCUCCUCCACCGUGGGCAACCCCAGCAUGCACAGGGAGGCAGGAACCCUCCUUGUGGACCUAGAGACCCCAGAGGAAUCGCCAACCCGGAGCAGGCCUGUCAAAUCCUCAAAGCAGUACCUGCGCCAGGUCAUUGCAGAAUACGAGGCGCUGGACCGAGAGCUCCCGUGCAUCCGGAAGUUCCCCACACCACCCGCUGCCCAGCCUCUCUGUCUGUGCAUGGAGACCUCACCAGAGGAGGACCUUACCCACCUAGAGGUGCUGGAGGCUCUGGAGGCCGAGUUACCCGGCGCCAUGGAGAGCGGGCGCGUGAGCAGCAUCCGCUUUGAAAAUAUGAAUGUCAUCUGUGGGACUGCGGGGCGCCGGGACAGGUGGCUCAUCACGGUCACUGACUUCCAGACUCGCUCGCGUCUGCUGCGCUCCGGUAUCCGCCUCCGCGGGAACGCACACCCGCUGGUGCGCCACGACGAGCUGCUGUUGGCGGAUUACCGCCUGCACCUGCGCCGCUCCCAUGUCCGGCGGCGCAUGCUCGAGGCUCUAGGGGCGGAGCCGACCGAGGAAGACUAA